AUGUCACAGCUCACGGACUUGAACAGUCAAGAUCGACCUUCAACAUCGGCAACGCCACCAGCCGAUGCAUCCUUGGUACCUCCCAUCGUCGUCAAGGAGGCUGGACUCGAGUUGAUCAAGCAGCUGAUCGCGAAGGUUGACGUCGAGAUGGCGAAUGUUGCCCAGAAAAUUGCCCAAGUAAAAAGCGCGCGCAAGCUCGCCGACACUCGCCACGAGCUUAAAUCGGCCCGGCUGCAAGUGACGCUCUUUUUGCCGCCAUAUUUCCGGAAUCGAAGGAGAUUUGCUCCACCAAUGAACCGAGAAGCCCUGGAAAAGCGGCAGAACAACGCUUUUGAUCCGCUUGUGAGGCCGCAAAGACCAUGGGGCGAUAAAGAAAUUAAAAUGCUGAAGGACGCCGUGAAAAACGAGCUCGUCGAGCAUCAACUAUUGGAGCAUACGCGCUACGUCGAGCUCCUCACCGCCAAGAUCAAAGCAGCUGGAGUCGAGACGGGUGAAGAAGAAGUGGCUGAAUGGCGGCUUGAACGAGAUAAGCGCUUGGGCAUUAUCGAAUACACAAAAACAAACGGUCCGACGAUUACACUUCCCGCCGAACACAUCAAAUGGGAUAGAAUUGCCACCCGAGCGUUCAAAGGCAAUCGCACGGCCGACGAAUGCCGUCGCGAAUGGAUCAACGUCAUCGACCCGAAAGUGAAUACCAAGAAAUGGGACGACACGGAGUUAAAGAAAUUGAGUGAACUUACCAAGGGUCGCGAAGGCUUCAUCAAUUGGCUGCUGAUCACCGAGCAGUUGGGCACCAAUCGGCGCCCAUUUGACGUUUUUCAAAAGUACCAAUCCGAGCUGGCGAAUCGGGUGGGGAGGCCUUGGACGGCUGAGGAGGACGAAAAGCUGCUGGGGAUCAUCGAGUUGGUGCGCUGCGGGUCGAACAUUCCUUGGGAUAAAGUCGCCCACUUCAUGCCUGGACGUAACAUUCGGGAGCUGAAGAAUCAUUCGAGACAAAUCGACGUUGAGGUGAAGCAUGGCCGAUGGACGGACGAUGAGGAUUUGAUUCUGCUAUGCGCCGUCGAGAAAUACGGACACCACAGCUGGCCCAAAGUGGCUACGAUGACGCCGACGCGUGGCGCUCAACAGUGUCGGCAACGCUGGAAGCACCUCAGCCUCAAACACACACCCGGCUACUUUGCCACCAACUGGAAGAUGAUUGAGGACGAGAAGCUCGUAGCUGGCAUCGAAUUCUUCGGAAAGGGAAAAUGGAAGGAAAUUUGCUACACCCUGCUACCAGAUCGAACUCCAGAUUCUUGUCGUAUGCGCUACUGUUCGCUUCAAACGACGAAAAUUCGUCUGGCCGCAAAUCAACCUGAAUUGGUGCGUGCGGCGCACAACAGUGCUGUUGGUCGAGCCCUCGGUGCAUCAUCGAAGGUGGAAAAGCUCUACGACCGCUUAGAUGAGCUGUCGGGAAACAAUCCGCAGGUCAUGGAGUCGGCGAGAAACCGUGGCCUCGAAUAUCUGGCAAAGAAACGAGAGAACUGCAAGAAGUCGAUGGACGCGGAAACUCUGGCCAAAUUGGAGGCGCUGCAAAAGGAAAUUGACGAGAAAUAUGCGAAUGAUGAAAUAGCCGAUAACCCAGAGCUCUCUGCCCGCACGGCUGCCGCGAUUCUGGAGCGGAUUACGUUGACCGACGAGGACAUGGCCUUGUGGGAGCAAAACAAGGAGAGACGCCGAGACGCUGAUCGCCGCAGACCAAAGACCCAGAAAUUGCGCGGGAAGGCCGAAGGUGUAACCAGCCGCACGAGGCGUCUUCGUACCCCAUUGAAACUAGGCCCCUUUGAGAGGAACAUUAACAUCGCGAAAGUCAGGAAUGAUCCGGACAAACUGCGUGCAGCGCUAUAUGAAUCACUUGCCCAGUACAUCCGCCGCUCCGACAAGUACUUUUUCCAUAAGGCGAUCGCCGGGAGCGAGGACUUACAGCGGGCGAUGCGCGCGGGAUUUUCAGCGGCGAUGAGCAAUCUGCUGCCGCGUGACGCUGAUGCUCCAGAGGAGCUGCGUGCGCCAAACUAUGCCACUUUCAGUCUACUCGGCAAGCUCGAGGCUGAACGUGCUGACCUCUUCGCAAAGGCCAGCCAAAAUUUCCCGAUCGCCAAACCUCUGACUUCAGUGCCAAAAAAAUUCAUGCGCAACCUGAUGCAAAGGACGUACGAUGCGGACACGGCGCUUUGGCGAGACGAGGACGAGGGAAAGUGGCGCGAGUCCAGCGCUCUGGCAGGAGCGAAUGGCGCUACGGCAGAUGCGCCUACCGAUGCACCGACAUCUUCAAAUAACACCAACGAUCAAACGGAUGAAGCUCCCGGGCCGUCACUGCUCAAUAAGGUAUCGGCGGCCAUCCACUGCCUCCCUUCUACCUCCUCCUCCUCAUCUUCAACUGGAAUGUUGCCCUCACGAGGGACGGCUAUUGAGCGCAGGGAUCGCCUCCAAAAAACGUUCAGCAAUGUGAUGGCCUCGCGUAAAUCGGACGUCUCCACCGGCUCGCGCAAGGGCAGCUCCCGGCACGGCGACGACGCCAGCUCGAUCUCAACUUCUUCUCGCAGCAUCAUCCCCAUCUCACCGGCGCCGGUGCGCGGCCUCAAACGGAUUCCCGCGCCCGCGUCAAGCCCGUUGGAGCUUUAUAAGCGUCCACGCAAGAUGGAGCCC
Messenger RNA from Mesorhabditis spiculigera, 2685 nucleotides. The record is from the annotation of a GenBank genome assembly. Lineage: Eukaryota; Metazoa; Nematoda; Chromadorea; Rhabditida; Rhabditidae.